CACCUUACCACCGUGUCUUCUUGAGCACCGUCUCUGGUGACAACAUGGACUUCUACGUUUGCUGUUUACUUUUCGUAACCUCGUUUGGUAUGGCUGAAAAAAUGAUAAAUAGAAAAGAAGACUUGCAAGAGAAAAGGAUUGUGGUAGAUUUGGGCUAUGAUAGACACUACAUGAGCUCGGGAAGCAGCUAUAUAGACGGUGGAGGCGGCUACAGUAGUGGAGGAAAAGUCUACAACAGUGCUGGGGGAGGCAGUUAUGGUAUUGAGGGAGGUGGUGGAGGCAGCUACUUCAAUGGAGCCUUUAGCAGUGGAGGAAGCGCAGUUAGUGGUGGGGGAGGUAGUUACGACAUUGGGGGAGGCUCACAUAGCAGCGGCGGAGGCGGCUACAUAAAUGGGGGAGGAGCCCUUAGUAGCGGAGGAAGCGCAGAUAGUGGUGGGGGAGGUAGUUACGACAUUGGGGGAGGCUCACUUAGCAGCGGUGGAGGCGGCUACAUAAACGGAGGAGGAGCCGUUAGCAGUGAAGGAAGCGCAGUUAGUGGUGGUGAAGGCAGUUAUGGGAUUGAAGGAGGCUCACUCAGCAGCGGGGGAGGUGGUUACAUCAGUGGGGAAGGAAUCCUUAGCAAUGAAGGAAGCGCCCAGAGCAGUGGUACAGGCAGUGGUCACAGCAGCGGCGCGGGAGAAGAAGACGCGAGAGCCACGCGACUCGGUGGCAGCCCCAUCACACAGAUCCAAAUCACCCAGAAGGAGUACGUGAUCGUGGAGAAGCCAUACCCGGUGCACGUGGAGAAGAUCGUGCCGUACCGGGUGGAGGUGAAGGUGCCCGUGCGCGUCGAGAAGCCCUACCCGGUGCCGGUGGACGUGCCAUUCGCCGUGCCGGUGGGGAAGGACGUGCCCUACCCGGUGGAGCGACAGGUGCCGUACCCCGUCAGGCAGCACGUGGCGCUGGCGGUACCGACGCCCUACAAGGCGUCCGUCCCCGAGCCCGUCGUCGCCAAGGCCGAGCAGACGGAGACCGCCGCCGUGCCGUACCCCGUGUACCUGCACAGGGAGGUGCCAGUGCUCGUGCACAAACAGGGCGCCAUCUCGGAGAGUCACAUGUCGGGCGAUUUUGGGGGCUACCAGCUCAAAAUACACCACUGAUCUUCCAAAAAAAAACAUAUCAUGACAAUGUAGUAAUAAGGAGCAGAAGAACAAAAUAACAUUUUUCCUUUUUGCCUGUUAGGCACAUUGUAAGAAUUUUACUGCAAAUUUAUCAUAGAAUAUCUUGCUGUGCUUAAGUUCAAAUGUAAUGUUAAAAGUGAAUACACUUUUGCUAAAUGUUAUUUUUCAUUAUAGAAAAUCUUACAUUUAUGUUAACAAAUAGAUCAAGUAUAUUCCCAAGUCGAAAAUGUAUGAAAAAUUAUAAUCUGGCACACAAUAUUUAUAUCUCAUUCUCUCGCCACUUCUAUUAUUUAAGAGCUAUUUGUGUUAUUUUAAAACUCUCCUUAGUUUUUAUGUCACAAAUAUCUGCAAUAUUGAUUUUUAAAAACGUGAAUAUAAAAUGUCUUGUGUGUUACUCAAUUGAUAUCAAUAACAACGUAGAGUUGUACGACGUUUAACACCCAUGAUAUUACACUUAGUAAUUAUCUGUUGAGAAUAUUAGUGACUAAAAACAAUGCAAUGAAGUUAUUGUAUUAAAAUAUCAGAAAUGGCCCUUUAAUAAAAGUAACGAAGAUAAAAAAAAUGAACAUUUUAAGUGAGACCGAGCUCUAAGUGCAGUACAUUGAAUUAAAUUUUGGCAGUUUUAAACAACAAAAAAUAAGAUGGCUGAAUUUUGAAUUGCAUGUACUAGUUGAAACCAUUUUUUUUGAUUUAGUCAGCCUUUGCUUAUUUUUUUUUAUCUAGGUUGCCUUAGAAAACACAUAAUUUCAGCCAGGUUCAAAAUAACAACAAAACUAAGCAAACCAUUGCAUCUGGCCGCAGUAUUACAAGCAGCGGUGCAGCAAAGAGGUACGCACGGGUGGCGCGCGCAAUCAACACAGACACAUUAAUUAUUCCUGUAUGCAGUAAGACGAUCUUGACAAAUAUUGUGUCCUAGUACAGAUAAUUAUCAUGUAUUUUAAAACUAUCGCACAUAGUGGCGUAUAAAGUUUUUGGGACAAGUACCACAUACACAAUUAUUCUUUAAACACUCACCGUGCUUUUGAACAUCGAAUAGGACUAAUUUUAGUUGUCUAAGCUACAAUAUGACUACGUUAUAUAGGUGCUUCUGGUAUGCAAUGCGUUGGUCAGAUGCGGCACUUAAUUGCAUGAUAUAAUGUUUAGAUAUACUGUUUAGACCUACACAGAAGCUACAAACAUACUUUCUGCGCCUAAUAGCGCAAAUGCAGAUUAAUUCGUAAUUUUUUUUAAAUUAGUGUAUGCUUUAAUUCUAAGUAGUUUUUCAUUGAUUUUGGACACUAUCCUUUAUGUAGCCAUUCAUUGGUUUUUUAAUUAUUAAUAAUUAAAAUUAAUUCAUUGUUUUUAUCUGGCUGUCUGAUUUCUGUUGGCGAUAUAAACCAAAGAAAUGUGAUAUUUAUUUACUCAAAACCUUUACCGUACAUCGCUGAUUGUGUAUUUGUAUUUUGACAAAUGAAAUGACUUUGCUAUUAAAGUAAUGAAAUAAAAAUAAUAUUAAAUGUUAUUUAAAACUUU
Molecule: messenger RNA, 2672 nt
Organism: Bacillus rossius redtenbacheri
Lineage: Eukaryota; Metazoa; Arthropoda; Insecta; Phasmatodea; Bacillidae
Product: loricrin-like
Exons: 2
Coding region: 45-1139 (364 amino acids)
Source: RefSeq, a predicted model, not a curated record